Molecule: messenger RNA, 6063 nt
Organism: Anopheles bellator
Lineage: Eukaryota; Metazoa; Arthropoda; Insecta; Diptera; Culicidae
Gene: da
Product: protein daughterless
Exons: 12
Coding region: 32-1879 (615 amino acids)
Biological process (GO): regulation of transcription by RNA polymerase II
Cellular component (GO): transcription regulator complex
Molecular function (GO): DNA-binding transcription factor activity, RNA polymerase II-specific; protein dimerization activity; RNA polymerase II cis-regulatory region sequence-specific DNA binding
Source: RefSeq, a predicted model, not a curated record
CGGGGAGAGGAUAUCCUAGAGGGUCCUAAAAAUGGCCACGAGCGACGACGAACAUUUCCAUCUGUACGAGGUGUUUCAGAACUGCUUCAACAAAAUCGCCAACAAGCAGCCGCCUGAAAAAGCGGGCUACCAGUCACCAUAUGGCGGCAUGGACAAUGGCGUGUACGCGCCGGAGGAGUACACCCACGAGAGUCCGGUUUCCGGCGGUCAACGCUACACGUCACCAAAGACCGGAGGUGGAGCGCUGUACCAGGCGGAGGCGUACUACGAUUCGCCGGGCGGAUCGUGGUACCCGGCGUCAUCGAGCGGGGCGUAUGCUCCGCACUCCGGGACCGGCUACCACAAUGUUGGCCACGGGGCUCACCUCGGCGGUGGAGCCGGUGGACCGCAGCAUAACCAUGACCAGUAUGCCAUGUCCCCGGUCGGUGUGCCGCACAUGGACGGUUCCCAUCUGGCGCAGAACCAAACGCAAACACUUCCACCGAUGAGCACGUUCCGAGGCAAUACCGCACAGAUACCGGCCAUCGGUACGCAGGGCCAAAACUCACCCGCAAUCUACAACGCAAUCGCUGCCGGCCACCACAACCAGCAUGCGCAGCAUAGUCCAAUUGUACAAAACGACACCCUGGUCGGAAAGGCGCUGCAAACGAUGUACCCAACUGACCAAAGCAUAAGCAGUUACGGCUCCAACCCGAACACACCAGUGAACUCACCUCCACCACUAACGUCCCAGCAACAGCAGCAGCAGCAACAGCAGCAGCAAGUUCAACAGCAGCAACAAGUCCAGCAGCAAAACCAGCAAACAACGCAACAAAGUAUUCACGUCGGUGGUGCGGUGGGGCCAGGAGCGGCUAGUUCCGCACCCGGCGGAGGUCCAACUUCCGUCAGCGCUGCCACGGUGGCCGCAGCAGCGGCAGCCGGCGUGGGGCCCGGCUCCUGGCAGCAGAUCAACCCAGUGAUCAACAGCAACGGUGGACCGGUGGCCGGUCUCAACAGUCUCCCGAACGGUUCCUACGCUCCCGAGCUAGUGCACCGAGGACUACCGCACAUGGCCAACUCGCCCGAGAUACAACCGCUGGACGAGGCGAUCGUGUCGUUACUAAGAGAGCAUGAAAGUGUUACGGGUUCGCGCAUGGAGGAGCGGCUGGAUGAUGCCAUCAACAUACUGCGGAACCAUUGCGAGCCGCAGGUCGGCGUGUCGCUCUCGUCGAUCGAUCCCGCAGCGACCGCCUCGCCAUACACGGCCGGUGGUGCCGGCCCGAUCAUUCCACCUUCCGCCCAGCUCCAGCACGACGCACCGUCCGAGCUGUCCAGCAUCCCAGUGAAAUCGGAAAGACUACCAAUCAACACGCCGGCGUCGGUGAACAACAAGAAACGCAAAGAACCACCAGACUCCGACACCAAACCGAGCAGCUCGGUGCAGGGGCCAGCGAAGGGAGCGAAGCGGCAGCGCAAGUAUAAAACCUCGCGCAGUUGUUCCAGCGCCGAUGACGACGACGACGAUGAUGAUCUGGAUCCGGUGACUAAAGAUCGAAAGGAGAGAGAGCGAAGACAGGCGAACAACGCUCGGGAAAGAAUACGUAUUCGGGAUAUUAAUGAGGCACUGAAAGAAUUGGGCCGUAUGUGCAUGUCUCACUUGAAGUCGGACAAACCACAGACCAAGCUGGGCAUAUUGAACAUGGCCGUGGAAGUGAUAAUGACUCUCGAGCAGCAAGUGCGAGAACGCAAUCUGAACCCAAAAGCGGCUUGUUUGAAGCGACGGGAAGAAGAAAAGGCUGAGGAUGGUCCGAAGCUACCUCCGCAUAUCCUACAUCAAUCAGCAUACCCGUCGCUCCCUGGUGCACCGCCAAGCCUACCCCACAGUGGACCACCACAAUAGCAUACCAAUUUUACCUGUUUCAUUCGAAGAUAACAACGCACACAUGCGCACACUCUCACAAAACCAACAUAGCCUGGCUCAGUCUGGGCUACGGACACUGCUAGCUAAAAAUGCCACAGUAAAUGCAAACCAAACCGUCAACAAGUCCAAGAUCAAUGCACGGCGGUGCAUAUCGGUGACAGAAACAUUAAAAUCGGCGUCAGCAUGGAUCGCUAGUUAAAAAGAUAAACCGAAGAACCGAAAAAUCCCUUCGCUGCCGGUAGCCAGAAGAACAAGAGCACAGUGUGUACAUAUUUACCGGAGGGAGUAAGAAUGCUAUGUCUAUAAGUAGAACAAAAAAACAGCCGAGGGAAAGAAAAUUAUGAUGUUUGUGUUUGCUCGGCUUCGUGGCGGAGGACACAGUCACAGCUCCGAGCCCCCCGGCGGAGAGGUUCUGGAAGCAACCGACCGAGAGAGUGAUAGGAAACGCACGUGUAAAGAAACUAUAAAAACGCUCAAACCGUUUCAACGAACACUGGUAGUUCGUACCGCGGAUAGAGAUGCAGGAGAACUUGUGUACGUUUUAGGUGAAUGCAUUAGGCUAGGGAGAUUUUAAGAGGUCGGUGUGUUCCGUACAUCCACUACGGCGAACAUGGAACGACCGAGAUCCUUCUAUCAGCAAACAAGCGAUCGGCAAAAAACAUUUUGUUAUUGAUAUAAGCGCAACCGCAGGCGACCGACCGGCAUGAUAUGCUGAAUGUAGUGAUGCAUCGUUAUGUAGGAGAAAAAAAGGUAAAACUAUCUUUUAGUAUUCUCUAAAUAUAUAUAUACAAACAAAUAUAUAUAUAUACAUAUAAAUAUAACCAUACAACAGAGAAAACGGGAAUGACGGAAGGAGUUUAGGUAAAGGUUUUUAGGUGGACGGCUGAGUGCCGAGAAAAUGAUUCAACCGCACGAAUUUCCGUGAAAUUGGUUUAGGAAUCAGAAUGGCUAAAAAGGUUUGCAAUUUUUUUCGGUACAAAGUUUUGUUCGUGAAUGAUUGAAUCAUCAGCAACAAAGAAAUUGAGAGAGAAAAUGAUAAAGAAAAUGAUCACCGCCACCGUUUAAUUCAUGCACAAAAUAGAAAGUUUGCGCCAGGGAAGGGUCGGGUUAGAAAACAAUCAAGAGGAUCAUCUGUUCUCUGUGUCCGCGAGAUCAUCUGACGGUAGCAGACAGGAUGCAUUUCAUGAUCACAGCCGGAAACAAUUCGAAAUGGUUGCUGUGUUGGCGCGCUUUUUGUGUUCAAUGAUAGAUUACGAUCCCGACGUUUUGCUCGGUUAGGCAUACAUUAUUCUUUUAUUUCUUUGGCGCUUCAUUGCAGCGAUUAGUUCAACACCAGCAACGCGACAUUUCUUACUUAAUCUUCGUACUUAGUAAGUUAUCAGUUACCAGUGUACUUAGAUCGCGAAUCGGAACGGCAGAGGCGCUUGAUUGAAAUUUUCUUUCUACGCAGUGACGGCACACCACAUAUCGUACGGUAGGUAGCGUUUGAAACGUUACUACCAUGGAAGUCACAUUACUGCGUAGGGAAUGAAAUUUUAAUAGAAACUAAUCCGGAUGAUUAAGAAAUCUCUGUUUCCUACUGUCAGAUGAUAGGACGAAGAAACCGAAGCCGGUUCGUAACUGUGUGGCAAUUCAGAUAAUCAGUAAAUCAGUAUUUGGUUGAAACAGCGCGUCGUUGGUACAUUUUAUGGUUUAAUACGCCUUUUUAUUUCGUCACUUCGAGAUACAGUCAUAAGAGUUGCUCUUUGCCAUUUAAUCUACUUAAGAAUCACAAACAAGAAGGAACUGAAUGAAACUAAAAAGUGUUGAAUGGAUGUUUAUGGAAAAAAUCGAGAUUUCGUUUACCUUCGUCAUACAGAAUCUUUAUUAAGACCAGUGGACCGGCCAGUCUAGGCGGUUCUAUACACAUCAAAGAAGCAUCACUUUAUUUACUUGAAAACAUCAUACUUCCCCCGAACAUCACGCUCCAUUGUGAGGCACUCUGGGUAGGAGCCUACGUUUACACGAAGCUAAACCGAAUUUCUGUGAUUUUUUUCCAAUUCGUAGCGCGCUCAAAGGAACAAUCGAACUGAAUGGUUCUCUUUUUCUCUCUCUCUACGUUUGUACUUUUACGGUGGCGUUGGAUUGGUUUGGUCUAUUCUUGUUUACUUACAUAAAACACCGAUGAUUGUCAAGAGAAAUUGAAGAUUUCAUUUUAUAUUGCGAUCGAUUUUAUCUGAUGUGAUACUUUUGUUUUUUUUGUUUAUACAGAGGCAAACGGAAUUAAAAUAAUGGAUCAAGAAAAGUGGACCAGAAGAGAGCUCUAAUUUAUGUGGGUGUUUUUACAGUUUACGUUCAACCGUAAUAUCUUACAAUUUCUUUCCAACGCAUGAUGUUUAAUAGUUUCCAAAUGUAACGAUUCAAACUAUUUAAGUUAUAGCACAUUGUCAAGGAUCCCUAUGCUUAUAGCGUGGAAAAUCUGCCUCUUUUUUAUUUCCUCUGGACCACAAGAUUUCCAGGUCGAUGAUUUUGCUUGCAGUUUGCCUCUUGGGUGUUUUGAUCAACGACAUUUUUCAUUUACCAACUUCCACAUCACUAUUGAGCGCAGUCGGUGCUCCGGUUACUUAAAAGAGAAGAGCGACAAAAGAAAAACGUGGACAUGCAAUGAUCGUGAAUGCAAAUAUGGUACUAAAAAUAUUCACCUAGCUCUUUGUGUUUAGUUACUUAAACUUAUUUUUAUUUAGAGAAAGCUUAUACAUAUAUUUUAAUUGAAUAGUAGAUCUAUACCUUUCUUCCAUUGAUUUGGUAUUUUGUUUCCAAAGCAAAAUAGAAAAACAAAACAAAAGUAUAAUUGCGAAGAAAAACUUGAAACCGUGGGAGAGAAUACCCAUCAGAGGAUGUGUAAAUUCGUUUCGCCAUUUUAACGUAUACACCUUCCAAUGUUCGUUUUAUUUUAAUUUUUUAUUUGAGCUAUUUUAUUUUAAUCGUAAAGUGUAUGUAUUAAGAACGAUACUGCGGUAAUGGGCGAACGAUAGAAUGGAAAAAAUGGAGAAAAGAGCAGCAACAAUAACAACCAACCAACAGCAGACAAAACCUUGGAAAAAACCCGAAUCCUUCCACCGUGUUCAGUUGGAGACUAGUAUUGUAGGACAGGGCUGUUUUAUUGUUUCGUUUUAGUUGUAUCUGCAAUCACUUUUUACACGAUACGGUUUUUAAUCUCUCUCUCCUAAGAAUGUAAUGUCUCUGUUCACAGUCCUUCCGCCGUUCUUUUUUAUGAAGUUUUCAAGCAUGAUUUUAUCCUAUUUUUGGCUCAAAAAUGCCAGCAACGGGUCAAAAGAUAAAAGCCUAGUUAAAAGUGAAAGAAACUUUUUCCUAUAUUUUUCAUAAGCACAUGUUGGUUUGCAGUAAGCUAUCGAAAACGAAAAUAUCAAUUAUACUGUUACCCUCGUUUUUUUGUUUUUUCAUCUUAUUUUGCGUUCACCCCAGGCCGCGUUUCAUUUUAACACCUUUCUCCCUCGAUUGGGUACUGUCCUAAGUUAGUGAAGAAACAAUCAAAGGGGUUUCAAACGUUCUAGUAUAAAACGGAAAGCCAUAUAACGAGGGAAAAGACUAGCGCACGGAGCGAGUGCUGCCAAAUCUGAACCACGGUCAGCCGGUAACACAAUGCUUGCUAACGAUUGGUUCUAGCACAAUGUCUUACGUUGAAAACCUACUAUCGGAGGGUACACUUACAAUCAUCCCCAAAAUGGUGAAACAAAAGCCAACCUACUUUGCAACAAAGAUUCCUUUUCGGUAUUCCUGCGUGAAUGUGCGCGAAAGUAGAUAAAGAAAGAAAAAAGAGCAGCAACAGUAUAAAAAAUGAUGUUUGCGCAGGACAGGACGAGGAAGCAAAUCAAAAUGUGAAUACAAACACAUGAUAAACUAUAGGAAGUGAACCGUGGCGGAAGUGUAUAAUCAUCAACAGAAAAUACAUGUGUAAAAAUGAGGAAAACCGCAAGCACAACGCUUGCUGAUAACGACGCGAGAGUGAGAGGCACGGAGCGAACGACAGUGAUGUAAUGAUAAUACCAGAUGGCUACGUUUUAAUAAUGCUAAAAAAAGGAAAAAAUGUAAACACAAAACUGAAUCAACAACAGACAAAUGAGGAUAAAAUCAUUACAAUGUAUAUUAUGUUAUUAAAAUAA